AAAAGACGCAAAAUCUCCACAAAACCUACAGCCACACACACUAUUACACCAUCAGAAAACACGCACACGAAAAAAGCUUUUUAGAGAGAGAAAGAGAGAGAGAGAGAGAGAAGCAACCAUGGCGGCAACCGUGAGCGCGUGGGCAAAACCAGGCGCAUGGGCUCUUGAUUCCGAGGAGAACGAGACGGAGCUCCUCCAGCAGCACAAGGAGGAUGUCGCCCCCGCUAAAGGCCAUUCCAACGGCGCCGGAACGGCGGAUUUUCCGUCACUCUCCGUCGCCGCCGCCACAAAAACCAAUAAGAAGAAGAAGCCGCAGAAGAUGUCCGUUGGUGAUUUUUUGUCGUACAACGAACCUAAGCCAUCGGUGUAUCAGCCCAAGGGUUUGACGCAUGAAGAAAAUUUGGUCCUCCCCAAGGGUCCACGCGAGCGCACCGACGAGGAGCUCUCUCGGAAUAAAGGAUUCAGAUCCUACGAGAGAGACGAGCAGCCGCGCCGUAAUAGGGAUUCAGAUCGCGAAUUCAUCCCGUCUAGGGCUGACGAAACCGACAAUUGGGCGGUUGGGAAGAAAUCUGUUAAUAGUUCUGGAUUCGAGAGGAGGGAAAGGGGAGAAAGGAAUGGGUUCUUCACCGAUUCGCAAUCUCGAGCAGAUGAUGUUGAUAAUUGGGGAUCUAACAAAAGUUUUGUGCCGUCGGCUGAGCCUAGGCGAUACGAGAAACGAAUGGGUUUUGGAUUGGAAUCUGGUAAUGGCGGUGCGGAUUCGGAUAAUUGGGGGAGGAGAAAGGAAGAAGAGGGGAGAAAACCUGCCGGUGCGUUUGACAGUUUGAGGGAGAGGAGAGGGGGUUUCGAUUCCAACGGGGCAGAUUCGGAGAGCUGGGGAAGGAAACGAGAAGAGGGGAAUGGCGGUGGUGGUGCUGUUGGUGGUCGGCCGAAAUUGAAUUUGAAGCCAAGAACCCUACCAAUAAUCGAAGUGCAAAAAGUCGAGAUUGCCCCUGUUGUCCCUGUGAGUGAAGUGCAAAAGGAAGAGAUUGCCAUUGUUGUGAAGCCGAGGACAAGUAACCCCUUUGGUGAGGCGAGGCCUAGGGAGGAGGUGUUGAAAGAGAAGGGGCAAGAUUGGAAGGAGAUUGAGGAGAAGCUCGAGUCGACAAAGUUGAAGGAGGUUGUUUCUAUAGGAACUGUUGAUGUGCCUGUGCCUGCGAAAAGAAGCUUCUGGAGUGGGAAUGGGAGAGACAGGGUUCAGCCCGAACAUAAGACCGAGAAGGCUUGGAGAAAGCCCGAAUCAGUUGGUUCUCGUCCACAGAGUGCUGGUGAAUCUGAAAAUGGAACUGCUGAGAACACUGAAAACGGACACGCUGAAGAAGUGGCUGAAGAGAGAAAUACUGAGAAGUGAUGCCAAUGUGUCGAAAGCAACACUAGAUGUGGCGCAAAUUGAUGUGGCAAAAAAAUGAGUUGAUAGGAUUUUGAUUUUACAUUUUCUUUUUUUGGGUUUUAAUUUACAAAAUGUCAUUUCAGUGAAGAACAAUAUAAAGAGCAGUUUUGGUAGACUUGUGGUUAGACGUACCUGGUUUGUUUGUACUUUGUGUGGUGACUAUUUAUUGUUUUCUUUUUUCUUCUGUUGAAUUUUUUGGAGAUAAAUUAUAUUAUUUAUUGGAUAAUCAAUAUUGAAUGUUUUUUAUGCA
This is a messenger RNA of Erythranthe guttata (spotted monkey flower), 1676 nucleotides long. Its product is annotated as eukaryotic translation initiation factor 4B3. Gene Ontology annotation, molecular function: translation initiation factor activity; mRNA binding. The record is from RefSeq and is a predicted model, not a curated record. NCBI's taxonomy places the organism in Eukaryota, Viridiplantae, Streptophyta, Magnoliopsida, Lamiales, Phrymaceae.